UUGUGCUGACAUAUCCCACAAUUGUGUUGUAGUAUUUGAACGCAUCACAAAAACAUAACUCACACUUGCGUUGUGACUUUUCUUCGUAAUAAUUAGAGAUUUCUAAGACCAAAUAUAGAAGUGUUUUUGCCGAAGAAACUUUUUUUUGUCUCGCCUAACGACUAAUUUUCCUUAAGGUGUACCGAACAGUUGGAGACAGUAGGAGGCGUCCCCCUCUGUGUCCUGUUUCCCGUUAGCCCGUCAAGCUGCAGUAUCCCAAUCCUGACAUUGCGGUGAUGGAGGCUGUUACGGUUUAGCUCAAUCUGCUCGGAAAGCAGAAACGGCAAGGUUUAAGUGCUCUGUUAUGACAACGUGUCCAUUUUGUCCAGGUGGAGGCAGGAGGUGUGAGUAGAAAGCAUUACACAUCAGCAGCAUGUACUCCGAGUGGCGCUCGCUGCAGUUGGUGGUGCAGAGUGACCAAGGCCACCUCAGUGUCCUGCACACCUAUCCCACCAGUGUGGGUACAGAGGUGGCUAAUGCUGUGGUCAAGCCUCUGGGCACAGCCGUAAGCCCCGUCGCCACAGAGAACAUCCUUAAAACAGACAAAGAGGUGAAGUGGACCAUGGAGGUGCUGUGUUAUGGCCUGACCCUCCCUCUAGAGGGGGACACUGUCAAACUGUGUGUGGAUGUAUACACAGACUGGAUGAUGGCUCUCGUGUCACCCAGAGACUCCAUGCCACAGCCUGUGGUGAGGGAGCCCAACAUGUACGUUCAGACCAUUCUCAAACAUCUCUACAACGUCUUCGUACCGAGGUCUGAUCAGCAUAGUCUGAACCACAUCAGGCUGUGCCAGCAGGUGCUGACUGCUGUCCAGAAACUGGCCCGCGAGUCUGGCUCCAUGGUGAGAGAAACCUGGGAGGUGCUGCUGCUUUUCCUGCUUCGGAUCAAUGACACGCUGCUUGCCCCGCCCACAGUCGGAGUGGGUGUUGCAGAAAAGUUGGCAGAGAAAUUGAUGUCUGUGCUGUUUGAGGUGUGGCUGCUGGCGUGCGCCCGCUGCUUUCCCACGCCGCCGUAUUGGAAAACAGCCCGGGAAAUGCUGGCUAACUGGAGACAUCACCCCCCUGUUGUAGAGCAGUGGAGCAGAGUGGCCUGUGCUCUUACGUCCAGACUUUUGCGGUUUACCCAUGGUCCAUCCUUCCCACCUUUUAAAGUUCCUGAUGAUGAUGCCAGUUUAAUUCCUUUAGAGAUGGACAGUGACUGUGUGGCACAGACGUGGUAUCGGUUCCUUCACAUGAUCAGCAACCCAGUGGACCUGAGCAACCCUGCGAUAGUGAGCACCACUCCAAAGUUUCAGGAGCAGUUUCUCAACUCAAGCGGGAUCCCUCAUGAAGUGGUGUUGCACCCGUGUUUGAAACAGCUUCCCCAGAUCUUCUUCAGGGCGAUGAGGGGCGUUAGCUGCCUUGUGGAUGCGUUCUUGGGUGUCUCUGUUGAAAAGAGAGACGUACGGGAGAGGGUGUUCACUUUUUGUCCAGUGCUGCUCUCUCAUGGUAUAUCGCGUCCCAGGGCCGACAGUGCUCCGCCCACCCCAGUAAACAGAAUGAGCAUGUCCCCGCCCCCCUCCAUUGCCAACACUACACCCCCUCACAGCCGCAAACAGCGGCAUGCUGGGGUCACCAAAACCACAAGCAAGAGUUCAACUAGCAGCGGCAGUCAGCCUACCAAAGCGUCCCAGCAGCAGCAACAGCAGCAGCAGCAGCAACCCUCGUCCUCCCCAACUCUGCUUUCGAGCCCCAACCAGAGCGGUUGGGAGUCUCGGCCGCUUCCGGCCCCGGCGCGGCCAAAGGUCAACAGCAUCCUCAACCUGUUUGGCCAGUGGCUUUUCGACGCCGCCCUGGUCCACUGUAAGCUGCACAGCGGCCUGAGCCGGGACCCCAGCAUGACCGCAAUAGCCACUCAGGUUGGUUUGGAGCUAAGAAGAAAAGGUUCCCAAAUGUCCACCGACUCCAUGGUGCCCAACCCAUUAUUUGAUAUUAACGAGUUCCCAGAGAGCUACGAAGCAGGACGAGCUGAGGCCUGUGGGACUCUGUGUCGCAUCUUCUGUAGCAAGAAAACUGGAGAGGAGAUUCUCCCUGUCUACCUGUCCAGGUUCUACAUGGUUCUGAUCCAGGGACUCCAAAUAUCAGAUUUCAUCUGCAGGCCAGUUCUGGCCUCUAUCAUUCUCAACUCUUCCUCUCUCUUCUGUACUGAUUUGAAGGGCAUCAAUGUUGUCGUGCCCUAUUUCAUAGCUGCUCUGGAGACUAUAGUGCCAGACAGGGAGCUGUCCAAGUUCAAGAUGUAUGUAAAUCCCACCGACUUGAGGAGAGCCUCCAUCAACAUCCUUCUUGCCAUGCUGCCGCUGCCGCAUCACUUUGGCAACAUCAAGUCGGAGGUGCUUUUGGAGGGGAAGUUCAACGAGGAGGAUGGGUGGCCCCACGACCAACCUGUGUCUUUCUUAUCCCUGAGGCUUCGCCUUGUCAAUGUCCUCAUAGGAGCGCUGCAGACGGAGACUGACCCCACCAACACGCAGCUCAUCCUAGGUGCAAUGCUAAAUAUUGUUCAAGACUCGGCCUUGUUGGAGUCCAUAGGUGCACAAACAGAAACGGGCAGUAUAGAUGGGAGCCACGUGACGCUGAGGAGUCACAGCCACAGUCGCACCAACAGUGGCAUCAGCUUCACCAGCGGAGGCAGCACAGAGGCCACCAGUCCGGACUCUGAGCGUCCGGCUCAGGCUUUGCUCCGAGACUAUGAUACUGCUGCUGGCCUGCUGGUGCGCAGCAUCCACCUGGUCACACAAAGGCUCAACUCCCAGUGGAGGCAAGACAUGAGCAUUUCACUGGCUGCCCUGGAGCUGUUAGCUGGGCUUGCGAAGGUCAAGGUGGGAGUAGAUUCUGCAGACCGUAAGCGAGCUGUCAGCUCCAUCUGUGGCUACAUUGUGUACCAGUGUAGCCGUCCAGCUCCUUUACAAUCCAGGGACCUGCACUCGAUGAUUGUAGCUGCCUUUCAGUUUCUCUGCGUGUGGCUCACAGAGCACCCUGACAUGUUGGAUGAGAAGGAUUGUUUGGUAGAAGUGCUGGAGAUAGUGGAACUUGGCAUCUCUGGCAGCAAAUCCCGCCAGGAACAGGAAGUUCGUCAUAAAUCUGAGAAGGAGCACAAUCCAGCUUCAAUGAGGGUGAAAGACGCUGCCGAGGCGACUCUGUCCUGUAUCAUGCAGGUGUUGGGGGCCUUCCCCUCUCCCAGUGGGCCUGCCUCCACCUGCAGCCUGCUGAAUGAGGACACCCUGAUCCGCUAUGCCAGACUCAGUGCUACAAGGGCCAGUAAUUUCCGCUACUUUGUCCUUGACAACUCUGUCAUCCUUGCAAUGCUGGAGCAACCUCUUGGCAACGAGCAGAAUCCUAGCCCAUCAGUCACAGUUUUGAUCAGAGGCACAGCUGGGAGACAUGCCUGGACCAUGCAGCUCUUCCAUCAACCCAGAGGAGCUCGGGCCAACCAGAGGAUGUUCGUUCCAGAGGGCCGUCCCGCACCCAACAAUGACGUGGGCAUCAGAUAUAAUGUCAAGCAAAGACCCUUCCCCGAGGAGGUGGAUAAGAUCCCUCUGGUGAAAGCUGAUGUCAGUAUUCCUGACCUGGAUGACAUUGUCAGUAAGGAGCUGGAAAUCCAGCACGACAAGCUUCGUGUUCUAAUAACCAAGCAGAUCGACUAUGAGAAUGCCUUGGAGCGACACAGCGAUGAAAUCUGGAAGUCUAAGCCUUUCCCAGACCCACGGACAGACUGCAAACCCCCGCCACCCUCCCAGGAGUUCCAGACAGCACGCCUCUUCCUAUCCCACUUCGGGUUUCUGUCUCUGGAGGCACUUAAGGAACCUAACAACAGCCGUCUACCUCCUCAUCUGAUUGGCCUGGACUCGUCCUUGCCAGGAUUUUUUGACGACAUCAGCUACCUGGACCUGCUUCCCUGCAGGCCCUUUGACACCGUCUUUAUUUUCUAUGUGCGGGCGGGACAGAAAAGCAGCCCUGAGAUCUUGAGGAAUGUGGAGUCCUCAGCCAGCGUCCAGCCCCACUUUUUGGAGUUCCUCCUGUCCCUGGGUUGGCCUGUGGACGUUGGGCGCCACCCAGGCUGGACAGGACACUUGGAUACCAGCUGGUCCCUGAAUUCCUGCUCUGACAACAGUGAUCUGCAACAAGGAGAGGAACUGGCCUCUCCCGACGACACGGGUGGUUCCGUUUUCAAUGGAGAGAAGAAAGUUUUGUACUACGCCGAUGCUCUGACUGAGAUUGCCUUCGUCGUUCCGUCUCUUAUGGAAAAUUCUGAGGAGUCAUCGGUGCACAGCGACUCCACAGUGGAGGCAGACACCAACACAGACCUCAUGCCUGGUAUGCUUAAACAACCCAAUCUUACACUGGAACUGUUCCCCAGCCACUCCGAGAACAUGGAGUCUGCCAAAAAGCUGAGUCCCUUGGUGAAGACGAAGAGGUCGUCGACAGGAAAAUCUUACCCCCAACUGGGCCCCGAGACGAAGGUGUUUGUGGUUUGGGUGGAACGCUUCGACGAUAUCGAGAACUUCCCCUUGUCUGAUCUCUUGGCGGAAACCAGCACUGGUUUGGAGGCUAGCAUGAGCAACAGCACUUCCUGCAGGUCGGGGUUACUAGAAAAGGACGUGCCUCUGAUCUUCAUCCACCCUCUGAAGACGGGACUGUUCCGGAUCCGGCUGCAUGGAGCUACGGGCAAGUUCGGCAUGGUGAUUCCCCUGGUGGACGGGAUGGUGGUCAGCCGCAGAGCUUUAGGGUUCCUCGUGCGUCAAACCGUCAUCAACCUGUGCCGAAGGAAGCGGCUGGAAAGUGAAUUGUACAACCCUCCUCAUGUGAGGCGGAAACAGAAAAUAACCGAUAUCGUCCAGCGAUACCGCAACAAGCAACUGGAGCCUGAGUUUUACACCUCGCUCUUCCACGAGGUGGGGGAAGGAAAGCCUCACCUCUAACCCCCCACCCCGCGUCCUGUCCUAACACUGGCUCACAAGCGCACGCACACACACACACACUCUUAUUCUCUACAUAUAUACCAUUUACAACUGUGCUUGCACACUCAUACCCACACAGAAUCUUUAUAUUUAUACUGUACUAUUUUGUUAUUUAUAUGAAUACAUUAUAUCAACACUGUUUGCCUUUGACUCUGAGAUCAAAGUGUCAAAAACCAUGCCAAGGUGGGGUGGGGGGGGUGACUGCAGUUCUGUGUUGCAGCUGCUGACUGGAGAUCUGAACAGUGACUGUCUCUCCUGGUUUAGGUUCACGCUUUGUGGACAAAGAGUUCCCGCUUGUCUUUAAUGCAAUACAUUAGUGACACUGUUGGCCUUUCUGAACUUGUUAAGAAAAA
This is a messenger RNA of Menidia menidia (Atlantic silverside), 5385 nucleotides long. NCBI's taxonomy places the organism in Eukaryota, Metazoa, Chordata, Actinopteri, Atheriniformes, Atherinopsidae. The record is from the annotation of a GenBank genome assembly.